AUGGAAUCUACGUUCUGUGACAGGUCGUUUGGCCCUCGAGUCGACACUGCUUGUCGACAAUUCGACUUUACACUGUACUUUGAAGACUUGUUUCUUGCCGCUGGUCCAAGUACAUUGUUUUUGCUUCUUUCAGCAGUUGCUCUCUACGUGAACUUUACGUCAAAGACUGUUGUAAAGUUCUCGUGGCUUCUGGUCUGGAAAGCUGCCGUUUUCUUCAGCUUGCCACUAUUUCAACUGGCCUUACUGGUCAUUCGAACAAACGACCCCCGAAUCCAGACUGACGCUUCUCUGGUUGCAGAUACGUUGUGCUUUGUGGCUGCUUUAACGGCGGCAGCCUUGACUUGGCUGCAACAUCAUCGUUCAGAGAAGCCGUCGACGGUUCUGAGUCUAUACCUGACUGCAUCAACAUUAACACAAGUGGCUAGGGCCCGGACGUUUUGGCUCACUGGGGGAAAUACGCCUGCAGCAGGUGCAGCUACAGUCGCGGCUCUGCUGACUGCCGCCUGCUUGGCAGUAGAGUCUAGAGAAAAGGUCAAAAUUCUUCUUCAACCCGAACACUUUGUGCAAUGGGGCCCGGAACCAUUUGUAGGUUUCUGGACAAUCGCUUCGUACACUUGGGUCUUUGGUCUCUUCCGUCGCGGUUACUCCAAGUCCCUGAACAUGGACGACCUCCCACCGCUGGCCCCGGAUUUGCGCAGUACAGCGUCUGUUGCCCGCCUGGAUUCUGUCUUUGCCCGUUACGACAAGGCGAAAAAGUACAGUCUCCUCAAGGCUUGUUUUAGAGCCUGUAUCAAGUCGUUGCUUGCUCCAGUCAUUCCCAGACUCUUGCUCAGUGCGUUCACGUUUGCCCAGCCAUUCAUGAUUUCGGACAUUAUCGAAUUCUUCGAUAACCGCAGUAUCUCCGAUGAUGUUGGCAGAGGUCUCAUUGGCGGAUGGACAUUGGUAUUUCUUGGCAUGGCAUUUAGUAGAUCUCUACAGAGCUACUACCAUUUCCAUUUCCUCACCGAAUUACGGGGAUCACUUAUUAGUUUGAUAUACAGCUACACUCUACGGGCUAAGGCUGUGCACGGAUCUGAAAUUGAUGGUGUUACUUUGAUGGGCGCGGAUGUUGAAGCUAUUGUGACCGGUUUCUUCAGUCUGCAUGACACCUGGGCUUCCCUCAUGGAUAUGACGAUUGCCAUCUACCUGCUUCAGAGACAAAUGUCUUAUGCAUGCAUUGUGCCAGCGAUUGUUGUUGGUGUUGGUUUUCUCAUCACCACAAAGCUGUCCGCCAUGGGUAACACGCUGCAGAGGGCCUGGAUUGAGAAGCUGCAGGAGAGAAUUGAGUUGACGAGCUCUAUCCUUGGCGGAAUCAGGGCAUUUAAGAUGCUUGGGCUUACUGAUCACAUCUCGAGGCUGGUGAAGCGCGUGCGGGAUAUCGAAAUCGCUGGAUCACGGCCACUGAGAAUACUGCUGUGCAUAGAAAUCUUCUUGUCAAAUGUACCCUCUCAAGUUGCGCCUCUAGGCACAUUUGCCCUAUUUUUGGUUCUGAGCAACGCCCAGGGCGGAAACGGCCUCCUCAUCAGCACUGCUUUCACGUCCCUGUCGUUGAUUUCCUUGGUUACAACACCCGCUGUGGGCCUGAUUCAAUCGAUCCAGCCCAUAAUUCAAUGUUUGGGUAGCUUUGAUCGCAUUCAAGAGUUCUGCUUGACGAUCGAGCAGGCUGAAGCAGCAUAUGCGCAGCAAGAUGGUGAGCAUGUCGCAAACAGUAAUCAUAUACCAGAUGAGGGCGUGAUUGAGCUACAAAGCCUGACGAGUCCACUACGAGAUACGAUUGUGGACUUUCGCAACAAGUCGUUUACUUGGAAAGCUGGCGACGACGCAGUUCUGCACAACGUGACGACUGCCAUCUCCAAGGAUAAGUUCACUGUCGUUCUUGGCACUACGGGAAGUGGAAAAUCUACGUUCCUAGAGAGUAUUCUUAGAGAGACUGUACCCCUUGAUGGCUACGUUACGCGAAACUUUGGCCUUGUUGCGUACUGUAGCCAGGUACCGUGGCUGAUCAACGGCACUAUCCGUGAUAACAUUACUGGAACACCGGGGAUAUGCGAAGAUGAAACUUGGUACAACGAAGUCAUCGCUGCCUGUGGCUUAGAGGAUGACCUCGAAAACAUGUCCAAGGGCGACAAAACGCUAAUUGGAGAUGAUGGUGGUGCAUUAAGCGGCGGACAGCGACAGCGAGUGUCACUUGCCCGAGCAGUCUACUCAAGAUAUAAGGUUGUACUGCUCGAUGACAUCUUUAGUGGCAUAGACUCUAAGAACGUGGUUCACAUCACUAACCAAUUGCUGGGCUCUACUGGCCUCCUACGGCGCGACGGUAUUACAACCGUCCUAGUUACCCAUGCCGCUGCUCCUAUUGCCUGUGCCGAUGACGCAAUUGUAUUUGAAAACGGCGAGAUUGUUGAACAGGGAAACUUUGCCACGCUUCGCGCCGGAAAUGGCUACGUCUCGCAAAUCUCCUUCGGGCAGAGCUCGGACAAUGAAUCUUUUGAAGUAACAGAUCAGGGAACAGUGCCAACUGAGCCCAAGUUCGCAAACCAAGCAGAUACGCUCGAUGAAGAGGUUGAAACACCACAGCCCUCAAGCCAACCUACCAGGGACUUCUCUGUAUACAGAUUCUACUCUAAAGCAUGUGAGCAUCGCUCCAUGGCUCUGUUCAUGGGUAUAUGUUGCCUAUGGAUAUUCUGCGCCACAUUUGACGUUGUUGUUAUCAACUGGUGGUCUGUGGCGAAUUCAGAAAGCAACGGCCACGCCGAUAAUGGAAAGUAUCUUGGGGCUUACGCCUUAUUGGUUUUGGGUGUCUGUGUUAUGAAUCUUUCGGGAUGUUGGCUACUCCUCGUCACAAUGGUAACUAGAGCUGCCACGAGGCUGCACCAUAUGCUCCUAGAGUCUGUUCUUGGUGGAUCACUUCGAUUCUUCAAUGUCACUGAUAUUGGAGACAUUACGAAUAGAUUUACUCAAGAUCUAGACUUGGCCGGCAUGAACGUGCCCAUACUCUUCCUCAACUGCGCUACCGCUUUCUUAGGCUGUAUAGCUCAGGCUAUUCUCCUCGCUGUCUACGGUAAAUACUUGACAGCAGCCUUUCCGUUCAUGCUUGGCGCCGUGUUCGUGAUCCAGCGAUUUUAUCUGCGAACCUCAAAGCAAGUCCGUAUGAUGGACAUUGAGGCCAAGGCACCCGUGUAUCUGCAGUUCCUCGAGACCAAAAAGGGUGCUGGCUCCAUCCGCGCACUCGGUUGGCAAAGUAGGUUUGCAGACAGACUUGAAAGCUGUCUCGAUGCAUCGCAACGUGCUGUCUACAUGAGGUGGGCUGUUGUACAAUGGCUAUCUAUUGUUAUCGAUUUGCUCGUUGUGUUCCUGGCUAUCAUCUUGGUCAUUACACUUGUCCUCCUCCGGGAUUCAUUUCAGCCUGGAGCUGUGGGUGUUGCCCUGUUGACCGUGAUGCAGUUCAAUGAACGGCUGAGCCACUUGAUUCUGUGUUGGACUUCAUUGGAAAUCAAUAUUGGAGCGGUUAGUAGAAUUCAAGGGUUUAUCCGAGACACGGUACACGAAGAAAAGGAACUCAAAGUUGAGGGCACUACAGCGCCGCCUGAGAACUGGCCGAGUCAAGGAGCGGUUGAGUUCACAAAUGUGGUUGCUAGAUACAGCCCUGAGAGCCAGCCAGCGCUAAAGAAUCUUUCACUACGAAUCGAGCCUGGCAAGAAGACGGCGAUUUGUGGUCCUUCUGGCAGUGGCAAGACAUCUUUCCUCUUGAGCAUUGCUCAUAUGAUUGAUGUCCAAGGGUCGCUCAUGAUUGACGACGUGGACAUUGCCAACAUGCCUAUUUCAGAUCUCCGAUCACGAAUCAAUGUGGUGCCCCAAGAGCCAUUUCUGAUGCCGGGAUCCGUUCGGUUCAACAUUGAUCCCUUUGACAAGGCCUCUGAUGCAGACAUUGAAAAAGCGCUGCGAAGGCUUAACAUCUGGGACCAAGUUCAAAGUAAUGGUGGUCUGGAAAGCAAGACGAGCUUCAGUAGCUGGUCUGUGGGUGAACGACAGCUGCUUUGCCUAGCUAGAGCGAUGGUGCGAAAGAGUAAACUGAUUAUUCUGGAUGAGGCAACUAGCAGUGUCGAUACUCAUAUUGAGGCUGUCAUUCAAGACGUGCUUGAGACAGAGUUUGCUGGCCACACUGUCUUGUCUGUUGUCCACCGUCUAGGAUAUAUUCGGCAGUAUGAUCGUGUCUUAGUGUUAAAACACGGAGAGAUUGCAGAGUGUGGCACGCCACAGGAGCUCCUUGCACGCCCUUCUACCCUCUCCGAAAUGGUUCAAUCUAGGCUCUAUGAUACUGCAGAGUAG
[Torrubiella] hemipterigena is the source of this 4368-nucleotide messenger RNA. Lineage: Eukaryota; Fungi; Ascomycota; Sordariomycetes; Hypocreales; Clavicipitaceae. The record is from the annotation of a GenBank genome assembly.